Molecule: messenger RNA, 894 nt
Organism: Hirsutella rhossiliensis
Lineage: Eukaryota; Fungi; Ascomycota; Sordariomycetes; Hypocreales; Ophiocordycipitaceae
Product: retrotransposon gag protein
Exons: 1
Coding region: 1-894 (297 amino acids)
Molecular function (GO): zinc ion binding; nucleic acid binding
Source: RefSeq, a predicted model, not a curated record
AUGAUGCGCGAAAUCAUCAGCCUUCGACAGGAGGUCCAAGUGCUCAGGAACGGAGGAGGCAACGGACAAGUCAGGGACAUCGGAGAAGCAGUCAAACCAAAACAGCCAGGACCAUUCGACGGUACUCAUGGCACGCUUCGAGACUUUCUCACCCAACUCAAAGCCUACCACCGAUUCUAUCCGACCAAGCUCUCGGACCCAGUCGAAAAGGUACUCCACGCAGGAAAUUGUUUAUCUGGAACGGCACUCGCCUGGUUUGGACCCAUCAUGAGGGACUUUCUCGACAACCAACCAGCGCGACGAGACAACGAGACAGACGAAGUCUUUGCCAGUUUCCAAGGAUUCGAAGAAGCCAUUACGAAGGUAUUCGGAACAACCGACGAGGAACGAGAGGCCGAACAGAAACUUCGAGAACUCCGACAAAGGAUCUCAGCAUCGGAUUAUGCUGCGAAGUUCCGUCAAGUCACCUCAAAGCUUGAUUGGGACGACGAACCCCUUAUGUCACGAUUCUACGACGGACUUAAAGAAGAAGUCAAGGACGAGCUCUACAAGGAAAAUCGACCUGACAACCUCUCGGACUACAUUGCUAUGGCAGUACGAAUCGACGACAGACAGUAUGCGCGACGCCAAGAAAAGAAGCAAGGAAGAGGAAACUGGAACCCUUCCUAUGGGAACAACUUCAACCGACGCGCCAACUACAAGAAGAAGCGCGAAACUCCCAUUGCCUACGCCCACACAACUAACCCAGGCAGGAUGGACCUGGACGCAACCCAAAAAAGCAAAGGAAAGUGUUUCAACUGCGGGAAACUUGGACAUUACUCCAAAGAAUGCAGACAACCUCGCAAGGAGAAGAAACCCACUGGGCCCCAGCCCCAGAAGGUAAGAAACACCUAA